Molecule: messenger RNA, 4384 nt
Organism: Trichechus manatus latirostris (Florida manatee)
Lineage: Eukaryota; Metazoa; Chordata; Mammalia; Sirenia; Trichechidae
Product: tumor necrosis factor receptor superfamily member 10A
Exons: 9
Coding region: 198-1535 (445 amino acids)
Biological process (GO): TRAIL-activated apoptotic signaling pathway; positive regulation of apoptotic process
Cellular component (GO): plasma membrane; cell surface
Molecular function (GO): TRAIL binding
Source: RefSeq, a predicted model, not a curated record
AGAUUUGAGGGAUUAAUACCGCCCGCGCUGGCGCCAUUCGCUUCCACAGGAGAGCGGCGCGUGUCUACAGUAGGUAGCUCAGGGUCCCCGUGCAACGCUCGUCUCCGCACCUGAGACAUACACGGAUUGGAUCGUGACUGAUUUUGUAGGACUUAAAACUGCUUGGCGAGCCGGGACACCGAGUGCUUACUAAAGUCAUGUCGAAGCGGGGAGCGAGCGCAUCUGCCGCCCGCGGGGCGGGGAUCAGGGUAGGGUGCCCCCCGGGAACGAGGCGGUCGUGGGGAGCCAGGCUUCAACUCCAGAGCUCCGGCUAUGCGCUCCGAAAAGCCAAGAGCCAUGUCUUCGUUGCCUUAAGUAUGCUGCUGCUGGUUCCAGCUGACUCGGCUGUAAUCCGCCUGCAAGACAGGAUCGGCAAACUGUGGUGGGAGUUGUGCCCAGCAGGCUAUCACAUGUUAUUAACUACUGGAGAUUGUAUCCUAUGCUCAUAUGGAGUGGAUUAUACCAACCAUUCCAACGACUUACCUUCUUGCUUACCGUGUACGGUUUGUAAACCAGAUGAAGAUGAGAUAAGUCCGUGCAUCCUCACCAGAGACACGGCCUGUCGAUGCAAAGCUGGUACUUUCCUUGGAAGCGAUGCCCCUGAGAUCUGCCAGAAGUGCAGCCCCGGGUGCCCUGAUGGGAUGGUUCAGGACAGUCCCUGUACCCCCUGGAGUAACUUGAAGUGUGUCCCCAGAGAAGCAGGUACCAAAGCCACUGGAGAAGCUACAGUUUCUGGAGAGCCAGUGGCCAGUGGCCCGAAGACUCCCACUACUGCCUCUCCUUCCUCAGGCUUUGGAAACCUUGAGAUCUGGAUCAGGAUCUGGAUCGGGCUUGGGAUUGGGCUCUGGAUCGUAAUGGUUAUGUUGGUGCUUCUUCGGAGGCGCAUUAUUCAAGGUUGUGGAGUGGUCUCCAAAUUCGUUAACAGAGUCUUGUUCGGGCAGCCGUGCUCCAGAAAAGGGCCUGAGGCUCAUGACAAUGCUCACAACGAGGCCCUGAGCAACAGGGAAUCACAGCCCAGGCUGGACCCUGAGCUGGAAAGGGAAGGCCAGGAGGAGCAGGCUGGGGUAACAGGUGCCAUGAGACAGACCCCAGUGGAUGCACAGCCUCUCCUGGGACAUCCAAAUGCUGAAGGGUCUCAGAUGAGAAGGAUGCUGCUGGUUCCAGCAAAUGGUGCAGACCCCACUGAAACUCUAAAGGCAUUCUUUGAUUACUUUAUAAGUGUAGUGCCCUUUUGUUCCUGGAACGCAGUCAUGCGGAGGAUGGGCCUCACAGACAAUGAGAUCCACGUGGCCAGAGCCAGUGCAGUGGGCCCCAAAGAAGAGCCCUACAAGGUGCUGGUCCAGUGGCUCCACAAGACAGGGAAGGCUGCCUCCAUCAACACCCUGCUGGAUGCCUUGGAAGCAGUAGGAGAAAGAAAUGCAAGAGAGACAAUUCAGGACUACCUGGUGGACUCCGGAAAUUACACCUUUGAAGAAGACAGGGCAGACAACCGAUGAUGUGUGCACGGGAAUGAAAGAAUUGCUUCUUGAAAUCACUUUGGACUGAGCCUGGACUAAAUAGGCAAAAAUUUAAUGUGAACAGUUCAUGAAGAAAUUCUGCCAUCAGAUAUCAUACAGCAGUUAGAAUGUUGUAGAACUCCUUUUGCAAUAGUUUUUAUGAAAUAUUGGCAAUGAUAAGCAAACUGUAGAAGUGUAUGAUUCUACUUGUAGUAUACUUGUACGUUUCUGUGGGUAUGACAGUUGUUUUUAAGACCUCAUUCUUUUCAACCGAUGGCAGUUUACAUCAUCAUAGAAAAAAUUUUUUAACUUAUAUUUAUUAUAUUGCAAGAUCCAUGUAUGUUGCUAUAUUUGCAUUUAAUUGUAUCUAGUAUUCUUGGGUGACACAGUUAAGUGCUCAGCUAUUAACUGAAAGGUUGGCGGUUCUAACCCACCCGGAAGAGCCUCAGAAGAAAUGUCUUGCGAUCUGCUUCUGAAAGGUAACAGAACCCUGUGGGGCACAGUUCUACUCUGACAUACGUAGGUCGCCAUGAGUUGGAAUCGACUCAGUGGCAAUUUGUAGUGGUAGUAUUCCUUAAUACCGUAUGAUAUGGAUCUUUCUGUUUUUAUAUUUUUGUGUAUUAUAGGAACAUGGGAAAAAAUGGAUAUUUAACUAGUUUGAUUACUAAGUUUACCUGAAAGAGAGCAGAGAACCAAAAAACAAGUAGAAAGAAAAAAGUUUGGGAUGGAAUAUACGCUAAUCUGUAUGUUUGCACUAUUGUGUUCCAGUUUCCUUCAAAUGCGCUUUGAGCCCAGCCAGGUCUGGAUGCCUGGCUGCUUUUAAAGACCAAUCUUUGAAACUUGACAAUUUUAUAGGUAUAUGAUUAUUUAUUUAUAGGUAGAUGUUUAUAAGUGAUCAGGAAGUUGAGUUGUGGUAUGCAUGUGAAGCCCAUGUUUCUGGCUUGUCCCUGAGCUGGGCAGUCAGCUUGGGCCUCCAUUUCCUCAUCUGUGCCCAGGGUUGAGGAGAGUGAGACAUAGGGUUAGAUCCGAGAUGACAAGUGGGGUUUCUUUCAUGUGUCAUUUCUGAUGAAUGUUGGUAGCUGUGCAGGAUGCCAUGUUGAGAACUUUAGCCGCGUCUCAGCUCAGGAGAGAGGGUGUGGUGAUCUUUUCCUGAUGUCUGGCAUGGUUACAAGGAGAAGAGUGAUCAAUACACAUGAUUUGUGCUACAUGUUUGCUGAGGACCAAGUGAUCUUUCUCACUUCUAAUGGUCUGUGAAUCAGAGCCCCCGAGCUGCUGUUUGGGGUCUGGAUUGCCUACCUGAGGAGCUUAGCCCCUCUGUAAGCAUCUGACUUUUACAUAAAAGAGUUACGCAUAAUCAGCCAAUUCUGAAAUACUCAGAAUGAACCCUAGAAAUGGUUGAUACAUUAGAGUUUUGACCUUUUAUUGUUUUGUUGUAUUUUUUUUAAAUCCUUGGUACCUAUUUAAGUUCUCCUUUGCCAGACCUUUCUCCAUUGUGUUCCAGGUAUGGCAGGAUAAUUUUAUUGAGGUAGCAAUUCUGGGGGGGUGGCAGUUGGUCUUUUUCAUCUCAAGGCUCUGUGUAUUGUCUUGUUCCAGAGGAUGGUAUGACUGAGCUAAAAAACAGAAUUUCCUGAAAAUGUAGGCAUAUUAAGGUAUUCUUGUUUCGCUGAGUUUUGGGGAGGUGCAAGGCCCGAGGUUACUCUGGUGCUAAAAUAUUUUUCUUUUUACUUCUGAGACCCAGAUGGGCUGGCCACAGUUCAUUAUGUGGAACUCACAAUGUUUCCUGUCUCAUUGUGUUUGCAUUUCCUGUUCCUCUGAGCAGAACACUCUGCCCUCAUAUCUUUAGAUGGACCCACGUACUUUUGUCAGUAAGGUUGCAGCUCAUUUAUCCCAUUGUUAGAGGACUUCCUUGACUGCCCAUCUAAAGUAUUGGCUUUACUAGCCUCACCAGUGUUUGUCACGUUUACUCGUUUAUUUACUUGUCUAUUGUAUUUCUUUCACUAGAAAGUAAGCUUCAUGGGAAUAUGAAAAUAUUUGUUGAGUUUUGUUGUUUUAUAUCCAUUCCAGAUAGCACCUAACAUGUGAUAUGCACUUCAUCUUUUUUUAAUGGUUGAGUAUGAUUUCAUGCAGCUCCCUGCUGGAAGAUUCUCUCUGGGAAGAGUUCGUCGGCAAUAUCAAACAAUACAAGGCAGUCCAUUAGGUACAAAAUACUUAUGUAUUUAUGAAUUCAUGGCUAAAUUAAAUAUGAAAUCUUAUAAAAAGAGGUGUGUUUUUUUUUCUCCCCCAUCUUCCCAGUCUCCCUCCGAAACAGCUCUGAAUGACUUGAGUACAGGAGUACAUAGUCUUGCUCUGUAACUCACUGCUUCUCUUCCCCCUUUAUGCCUUCAGGCUUUCCCUCCAUGGGUGUUUCAUGCUUUUGCGUCCCCUGAAUUUCAAAGUGCAGGUUCACGGGGGGGAUUGGAAUUCAGCACCUCCUCCCCCUCCCUCUGCUGCCUGUCUGUCCCUUCUGGGGAGAGGAGACACCAGCUUUGGCCUGGCUCCUCCAUAGCCUCCAAGGGUGGUUUCUCUGGGUUGCACCUGGGGCUGCUGGGCUCCCGUGCGGUGUAGAUUGGCUCUGACAGAGCAGUUGGGGAAGGGGUGGUGGAUCCCUGAGGGGGUUAGCUGGCCCUGGUUGUUGGGGUAGUUCUGUGGCCACUCUCCUAUCUGCUUCCUCCAGCUCCUUGACCAACCUUCACUUUCUCUCCCCCACUGGCCUCUUCUCCAUCCUUAUCAGUGGACUGAUUGCUCAGCCUGCAAGCAGCCUGGGAGUUCCCCUCCCCCUUGCUCUUUAGGACACGACUCUACCCCUCACC